Molecule: messenger RNA, 1992 nt
Organism: Tripterygium wilfordii
Lineage: Eukaryota; Viridiplantae; Streptophyta; Magnoliopsida; Celastrales; Celastraceae
Exons: 3
Coding region: 389-1795 (468 amino acids)
Source: RefSeq, a predicted model, not a curated record
CCCAAAUAUAUUUAAUAAAAAGUUCAAAUCACAAUAACUCUACACCAGAGUUUCAAACUAAUACUAAUAAAAUAACCAAACCCAACAUUCAAAAUUUACACAAAAAGAAGCAUCCCAGCUUCUACCACUCUGAACACUCUCACUCACUCUGUACCAGAAGGUCUUGAGAUCUUCACCUAUGAACCUACCUCCUACUUUCUUACUAUUUCCCUUCUUCUUCCUAUAAAUUCCCUCACUUUCUAGUACUCUCUCUGUCCCUGUAAUUUCUGUUAAUUUUGUAUGUGCAGGUGAAGUAAAUGCUUCACUGACUCUCUUUCAAAGUAUUAUUGUCACUCCAAUAUCAUUUUCAUUUCUGCUCAUUAGGAAUUUCAAUUUCAAAGCAGAAUUAAUGGCUUCAAUCGCUGGUUCUAGUAAUCAAAAGAUAUUACAGAAAGCAUUAAUCAUUGAUCGAAGGCCAUUGAUGCUCAAAGAUUACCUUUUAGAUGAUCUCAGCUCGUGUUCAUCUAGCGGCUUCAAAUCGUUUCCGCGGCGACAAUGCUGCACUACCGUACGAUUUCUUCUCGAAAUGGAUCUCAAAUCGAGAAAUUCAAACAAGAACAAACCGGUACUGCUCAAAAGAAGUCGAUCGAGAGCGGCGGCUGCAACGACGGUCUCUGUUCUGCAUAGAGCUUCGGAGGCGGUGGCCAAGGCCGUCAAGCUGCUACCGCUUCCUGGAAUUAGGUCUACCACUCCGCCUUCACCGUCCUUACAAAUUAAGAGAAAGAAAGGACUCCUUCCCCGAAGUUUGUCGAGGAGGCUGUGGAAGAGAAGUUUCUGUAGGAAAUCCGACAAUGAAGGACGCAAGAAGGUCCAGAAGUUGAAAUCGUUUCGUGAGUUCCUCGAAGAAAAAGGAAAUCAGUCGGACGAUAAAAGCAAUCACCUCAAAUCCACCUCCUCCUUCAUCAGCACCGUAACCACGGCGACGACGGUAACUAGUAGCCGGAAUUCAACAAGUAGAAGCAGUGACAGUAACAAUAAUAGCUGGAGCGAGAGUGACUUCACCAGCAAUAGUGAAAAAUCGGAGAUAAGAAUCCAACAAAACGACGCCGUGGCAGGUAAGAAAGAUUUACCAGAACAGAUCAGCAACGGAGUAGGCGUAACAGUCGGUGAGGAUUCCAUACAAUUACAGGAGUGGCCGAAGGAGGAGAAGGAGCAAUUCAGUCCAGUGUCGGUGUUGGAUUGUCCAUUUCAAGAUGAUGAAGACAUUACCUCUCCUUUCCACUCUAGUCUUGCCCGCAUGGAAGGAAGAAAACAGAAGCUCAUUCAAAAGAUCCGACGAUUUGAAAGUCUAGCUCAAUUGGAGCCAGUGGAUUUGGCAAAACGAAUUGCGUUAUCAGAGAUGAAUGAUCCUGAAUCACUCAAAUCCCCUGCGCCCCCUUCUACCAACUACGACGAGGAGGAGAAAGCUGAUGAGCUAGUUAAGCUAGUCAAAUCAAGAAUUCCAUCAAGUACCCUCCUUACAUCUAGAAAGGUAGAUAAUGUGUUGUUAGACUACUUUCAAGAAAACAUAGGGGAAAAUAAAACUCAAGGUAAGGACAUUCAGGAUGAAUUAUUAUUGAAGGAAGCGGCGGAUUGGGUGAAUGGACAGCAAGAAUUGUUUUUGGGAUGGGAAGUGAAGGAUGGUAGGAAAUUGUAUCUGAAAGAUAUGGAGAAGAAUGGACAGUGGAGAAAUUUGGAGGAAGAAAACCAAGAGGUGGGUUUAGAGCUGGAGCAAGAGAUUUUUACAAAUUUGGUGAUUGAGUUGUUUGAUAGUUAGCUUAAAUAUUAUAACUUUCAUAAUUAUUUGUUAGAAAUAUUUGGACAAAUGUUAGGGUUGUUUUGGUCAUUUUGACGCAGGCAAAGACAUUUUGCCUAGAAUGACUAAAUCCACCUGCCCUAGACUUGAGAAUUGCGUUGUAGUUCUGUAAUCUUCUUACUUUAGCUGAAUGAAAAGAUGAGGAAAUCUUGGGAGUG